CUCAAAUGCGUCUAGGCGCACCUUUUUAACAUACACUUCAUAAAUGAAUGUUUCAAAUAAUAGGGAGUGUAGGAGGUUAAAGUCAAAUCAUGAUCGCUGAGUCAAGGCGGAAAAUGAAACUACCCUGGUGAGCGGUGUCUGUAUUCUCAACGUCAGUAACGGGAACAGGUCUACACUACACCAUAUACACUGGGACAAGACAAAAAACAUCUUCACAAUGGAUGUACUUAUCCCACGGUGUCAUCAUUGGACAUCCAUCGUCCUGCUCUCUCUGCUUUUCCUGAAAGCUCUUGUAGCCAGUACUCCAUGUAGCAACUGUGACGGUAACAGCGUGACCUGUGUUGACGGUAUGUGUCCACCUCGAUGUGUCUCUUUGACGUCAUCUGGAGAGUGUCUCCAGUGUCGGGAGUCCAGGUUCUAUGGUAAACAGUGUGAACAUGACUGUCCAGACAUCUGUCUCAAAUCUCGCUGUCAGAUGAACAACACCCGUGUUGUGUGUACAGAGGGAUGUGUGGCCGGCAAGAAGGGAGAUAACUGUGGUGUGAACUGUCCUACAGCCUGUACACAGUGUGAACGUUAUGGUGAAGGUUGUACAGGACAAUGUCAGAAUCCCCGGUAUUACGGUCCACAGUGUGAAACACCUUGUUCCUCCGGCUGUACAGAUGGAUGUAAUAGGAUCACGGGGGAGUGUGGCAGCUGUGAGCCAGGUUACACAGGGGACAAGUGUGAUGUUACCUGUCCCCGCAACUGUAGAGAUGAAUGUGAUAAAGACACGGGGGUGUGUGGCAGCUGUGAGCCAGGUUACACAGGGGACAAGUGUGAUGUUACCUGUCCCCGCAACUGUAGAGAUGAAUGUGAUAAAGACACGGGGGUGUGUGGCAGCUGUGAGCCAGGUUACACAGGGGACAAGUGUGAUAUUACCUGUCCCCCCAACUGUGGAGAUGGAUGUGAUAAAGACACGGGGAAAUGUGGCAGCUGUAAACAAGGUUACACAGGGAAAUACUGUGACAUAUGUAACAUUAGCGAAGCUUCAUGCUUCUUACAACCAUGCAGCGCCUGUGACGGCAACAAUGUGACCUGUGUUGACGAUGUGUGUCUACCUCGAUGUGUUUCUGUGGCGGCAACCGGGCAGUGUUUCCAGUGUCGGGACUCCAGGUUCUAUGGUAAACUGUGUGAACAUGACUGUCCACGCACCUGUCUCAGCUCACGCUGUCAGAUGGAAAACUCCCGUGUUGUGUGUACAGAGGGAUGUGUGGCCGGCAAGAAGGGAGAUAACUGUGGAGUGGACUGUCCUACAGCCUGUACACAGUGUGAACGUUAUGGUGAUGGUUGUACAGGACCAUGUCAGGAUCUCCGGUAUUACGGUCCACACUGUAGAACACCUUGUUCCUCCGGCUGUACAGAUAUAUGUAAUAGGAUCACGGGGGCUUGUGACCGCUGUGAGCCAGUGUACACAGGGAAGUACUGUAAUGUAACCUGUCCCACCAGCUGUGAAGGUGGAUGUGAUAAAGACACUGGGGAAUGUGUACCUUUAGGACAACCACCGUUACUGAUGUGGAUCGGAAGUGUCCUGUUAGCGAUGGUUGUCGCUGCGUCUGUUCUCUUACUCGUGGUGUUUCUGUGGAAGAGAAGAAAAAGAAGAUUGAAAGAGCUGAUAUGUGAAAUGCAUUCACUUAAUAACAAUGAGUUGACGCCCCAUGAUAGCCAACAAAACCUGUCAUCAUCAGAUGGAAUGCACACAUCCUCAUGUCAAGGUGAUGCCCUCCAACGAGUGAUGUUAUGCGGAGAGCUGAAAGGUGAGAUGGCAUCCCAGCAGAUAAUGCACGAGUUCCAGAGGCUGUCCUGUCCCAACAUCGAAAAAGCAAGGUAUGGAUCUCUGGAUGACAACGCCCUGAAGAACAGAUACAGAGAUGUAUUGCCAUAUGACUCAACGCGGGUGUCACUCGAGAUUGACGAGAAAAAUGACAGCGAUUAUAUCAACGCGUCAUUCAUUGACGGAUACAAAGCGCAAGUCAAGUACAUAGCAGCUCAGGGACCAUCGAUAGAAGUAGUAGCAGACUUCUGGAGGAUGAUAUGGCAGCUGAACAUAACCAAGAUUGUCAUGCUGACUAACCUUGUGGAAGCGGGGAAGGUAAAGUGUGAGAUGUACUGGCCCUUCUGCAGUUCUGACUUCUCAACCUACGACAAGGUGUACGUUCAGUGUGUUGAGGAAAAGGUGUAUAAAAAUUAUACUCUCCGGAAACUAGCAGUAUGGCAGGAAAACUCUGAAAAUAGAAUAAUCCGCCAGUUCCAUUUCACCUCUUGGCCUGACCAUGGAGUUCCAGGGGAGACAACUUCAGUUCUAGACUUCCACAGGGUUGUCAUGGACACAGGAAUAAAUUCAUCCGGGCCCUUGUUAGUACACUGCAGCGCUGGUAUUGGACGCACGGGGACAUUCCUAGCCUUGGAUUACCUGCUGGAUCAGGCCAGGAAAGAGGGCCGAGUCUGUGUCUACACCUGUGUACAAAGCCUCCGCCACCAGAGGAUGAAAAUGGUUCAGACAAAAGAGCAGUAUGCGUUCAUAUACAAGGCACUGGUGAGUGCACUGAAGAUGAGAGGGGAUUUGCAACGAUGCCAAAACCCAAUAGCUGUCCUGUGUGGGGAGUGCUGGCAACAGAGAAAAGACAAUCGCAGAUCUAACGCUAGUCUCCAGAAAGAUACGGAGUACCAGCGUCUGUGGAACUGUCAGCUACAACGCAGGAACAGCUAUCUGCCAAGAAGUCCAUCCCCUCCCCUCGAUGAGUAUGCCAUCAUCAGUGAAAACACCCCGCCUCGCCUUCACAGAUCGCUGAACGCCUAUUCCAUAGAUGCAGACAUGGACACAUGGAUGGAUACGUCUGUAUAAUGUCCAUUCCAUUCAAGACAGAGAGCGUUUAUCCUUGUGUAAGACCGCCCCUUGCGAUGGUGCUGUGACAUUACAAGGUCGCUGGCAGACUUUGCUGCUGUAGACGGGCGAAGGAACAUAGCACAGUUCCGAUACAAGACUUUCAAUAUAGGGCAGCAUAUGGCUUUAUUGUGUUCCAUUCUAUUGGAAGAUCGUACUUCAUACGACGAUUUGUAUAUAGUAAAGGAAUUACUUUAAUUAAUAAUCUGAUUGUGUAUGAAAACCGAAAUGUACGCACAAAUGUUCAUUGGCAGAAUAUUUGUGUGUUACAGUAAUAGCAUCGUGUACAGUAUUCAUAAGGAGACAUGCGUAUUGAUCUGUUGUUAAUAGUUGCUAUUCAGGUUUUGUACAGUGACGUUUAAGUGUUACUGAUGGAUGGACGAGGAUACUGUUGCCAUUUGAACAAUGUGAAGAUACUACAAUGUUCUAGUUAUUGGCCGUUCUGUGGUUGUAAUUUAAUUCAAUGAAUUACGCAAAACUCAAUUUUGAUGUCCAUUUCAAAUGUAACUAUAAAUAGUGAAUUAAUGUUUAAUAUGUAAAUAAAUUCCAACAAAGUUUGUAU
Haliotis rufescens (red abalone) is the source of this 3485-nucleotide messenger RNA. RefSeq names its product multiple epidermal growth factor-like domains protein 11. The coding region runs from base 218 to 2884 and encodes 888 amino acids. The record is from RefSeq and is a predicted model, not a curated record. Gene Ontology annotation, biological process: protein dephosphorylation. NCBI's taxonomy places the organism in Eukaryota, Metazoa, Mollusca, Gastropoda, Lepetellida, Haliotidae. The transcript has 16 exons. Gene Ontology annotation, molecular function: protein tyrosine phosphatase activity.